AUGACAUCUUUAACCGGGACAGUACCGCGGAUGAUGCGCCCGAGCCCAAGUCAGAACUACAGCAGGGCCGGAUUUCCUUUAGAAGUGUCGACGCCUCUGGGUCAGGGGAGAGUUAAUCAGCUGGGCGGAGUGUUUAUAAACGGCAGACCCCUACCGAACCAUAUUCGACACAAAAUUGUGGAAAUGGCCCAUCACGGUAUCCGGCCUUGUGUUAUUUCCAGGCAGUUGCGAGUCUCUCACGGCUGCGUUUCCAAAAUCUUGUGCCGCUAUCAAGAGACUGGCUCAAUCCGGCCUGGGGCUAUUGGAGGCAGCAAGCCCAGGCAGGUAGCAACGCCUGAUGUGGAAAAGAAGAUCGAGGAAUACAAGAGAGAAAACCCGGGGAUGUUUAGUUGGGAGAUCAGGGAUAAGCUGCUCAAAGAUGGGAUUUGCGACAGAAGCACUGUACCUUCAGUGAGUUCCAUCAGUCGGGUGUUAAGAGCCAAGUUUGGAAAGAGAGAUGAUGACGAAGAAAUGGAGAAGAAAGAGGAAGAAGGGGGCAGAAAGACUAAACAUAGUAUUGAUGGAAUCCUCGGGGAGAAAGGUAAUCGUUUGGAUGAUGGGACCUCGGACGUGGAAUCCGAGCCGGACCUGCCUCUGAAGCGGAAGCAGCGCCGUAGUCGCACCACAUUCACCGCUGAGCAGCUGGAGGAGUUGGAAAAAGCUUUCGAAAGGACCCACUACCCAGACAUCUACACUCGAGAGGAGCUGGCCCAGAGGACUAAGCUGACGGAGGCACGGGUCCAGGUGUGGUUCAGUAAUCGCCGUGCUCGGUGGCGUAAGCAGGCUGGAGCCAAUCAGCUGGCAGCUUUCAACCACCUGUUACCAGGAGGCUUUGCGCCCACUGGAAUGCCAACCCUGCCCCCAUACCAGUUGCCCGAGUCAUCGUACCCAUCAACUACCCUCUCCCAAGAUGGAGGGAGCACCGUCCACAGGCCUCAGCCCCUGCCGCCCUCUUCCAUGCACCAGAGCGGUCUGGCAGCGGCAGCAGAGAGCGCCUCCUACGGCCUGGCGUCCAAUCGGCACGGCUUCUCCAGCUACCCCGACAGCUUCAUGAACCCGACAGGACCCAACAACUCCAUGAGCCAGGUCAGCAAUGGACUCUCUCCACAGAAAGUUGGUGCUCAGUGGAAAUUGCAAUGUAGUAAUUGGCACCUCUUGGUGCUUCUGAACACUAAGGUGAUGAGCAUCCUGAGUAACCCCGGAGCAGUCUCCACUCAGCCACAGCAUGAUUUCUCCAUCUCCCCCCUGCACGGGAGCCUGGACACCUCGAACCCACUGUCCGCCAGCUGCAGCCAGCGCUCUGACUCCAUCAAGGCUGUGGAGAGCCUGCCCACAUCUCAGUCCUACUGCACGCCCGCCUACAGCACGUCUGGAUACAGCAUGGACCCCGUGCCCGGCUACCAGUACGCCCAGUACGGACAGAGUGCGGUGGACUACUUGACCAAAAACGUGAGCCUGUCCACACAGAGGCGGAUGAAGCUGAGCGAGCACUCUGCUGUCCUGGGGUUACUGCAGGUCGAGACGGGACAAGCUUACUGAGGGUGGCCCGGGUCCGCGCACCCUCGCCGAGCAGUAAUAAACAGAGCAAAACCGAGAGAGAAAUUGUCGCCGGGCGUGCGGCUGACGAUCUCUGAGAUACUGUGGGACAAUUCUAGAGACCUCGACCUCCGCGCUCGAUCCUCAGCGACCUCCGACGCUCCGACCACGUACGGCCGCCGUGCUGAAGCCCGUCGCCCACCUAGAAUUGCCCCCCCAUCCCAAAUUGUACAACACCUUCGGUGGUUUGUAAAGGUGUAUAUUUUUAUUGCCGUUCAAGUUACAUCCGCGCCUCCCAUGCUCCACCGCCACAGACUGAUUCCGUGGAGCCAGCGGGUGCCGUGGCCCGUUCGUCCCCAUCGGCGACACCGUGAACACGGGCUGUUCGCGGACCGCAAGGCGGGGGAGACCGAGAUGCACAUUUUGAUUACUCCAGUCAAGCCGGCAGAAACUCUCGACCCCGAGCCGUGAUUCCGUGUGGAAG
Molecule: messenger RNA, 2059 nt
Organism: Hypanus sabinus (Atlantic stingray)
Lineage: Eukaryota; Metazoa; Chordata; Chondrichthyes; Myliobatiformes; Dasyatidae
Product: paired box protein Pax-7
Exons: 13
Coding region: 1-1578 (525 amino acids)
Biological process (GO): regulation of transcription by RNA polymerase II; anatomical structure development
Molecular function (GO): RNA polymerase II cis-regulatory region sequence-specific DNA binding; DNA-binding transcription factor activity, RNA polymerase II-specific
Source: RefSeq, a predicted model, not a curated record